Molecule: messenger RNA, 4971 nt
Organism: Lytechinus pictus (painted urchin)
Lineage: Eukaryota; Metazoa; Echinodermata; Echinoidea; Temnopleuroida; Toxopneustidae
Product: phosphorylated adapter RNA export protein-like
Exons: 3
Coding region: 383-1756 (457 amino acids)
Biological process (GO): snRNA export from nucleus
Cellular component (GO): nucleus
Source: RefSeq, a predicted model, not a curated record
GACACUAUAAUUGUUUGAUGAUGUCUCCAAAUUCUAGCCGGAACCAGUAGUAAAAGUGUACGUUAUUUUGUCAAUUAGGCCUCAGCCUACUCUUCUAAUUUGAUUUAUUAAUGUGUAAAUACUUUUUUAACUGACUGAAGUUUGAAGUUUGUGUUUGAGGCAUGAAUGGUGACAUAUAUUUAGGAAUAUAUUUCAUACGUUUCUUGUCUACACGUGCCCAGAUACCGACUUUCGUGUGAGCUCUCGAUCGACUCUCGUGUAAACAACACCACAAAAACAACAGACAAUGACAGACGAACAGUCAAUUUAACUCAGUGACACUUAGAUCUGUGACUGUGUACUUGAUCAAACGAUCUAUCUUUUUGUAGUAUUGGAAUUCAACAUGGCAGCCUUCACACAGCGUCAAACAACACCUAAAAAGAAAGAUUUACCAAGAGGGAGCAUUAGAAAGUUUGAACUGAGUGAUGAAGAUGAUUCAAGUGAUCAGAGUGACAGUGAUGAUGAACAGUCCUGGAAGCGUCGAAAGACAGCACCUGCCUUGUCCUUGUCUGAGUCUUCAUUCUACAGGGAUCAGCAGAAGCAGGGAAAGAGUUCUGAGAGACCAGACAACAGGUCUUCAAGGAUGAAAGAUGGAGACAGAGGAGUGGUUACAGUAGGGAAGAGGCGGAAGAACAACAUCUGGGGUUCUGUAGCCGUAGAGCAGAACCAGGAGGUUGUCGAGAGGGAAAUCACACAUUUUGGUGUUGAUCAGGUCAUGGAACGGGAUGUUGAGAGCUACAGCUACAAAGAUACAGAACAGCUCCCUCUUGGUGUAGCCACAAACAUUCCUCCUGGAGAUGAUGUCAUCAAGGGUAGAAAGCUGGUGAAGGCAGUAGGGGAGGAUGAGGAUGACGCUUGGCUUGCAAAUGAUCCACCAAGACAUAGUGAGCAGGAGGAAGAAGAACUAGAAAGACCACAUGAUGACCUUCGGGAAAAAUUAAAGAAGCGUGGCUCCAUGGUUGCUGACAGGUUCCGGCGCUCCAACGUAAAGAGCAGGCUUGGAAAUCAUUCAGACAGUACUGAACAGGUCGUCCUGAUGAAGAAGGUGGAGAUUGACCCCAGUGCUGAGAAAAAGGUUAUCGCAGGUCAGCUUGCUUUCAGCCUCCAAGAGCCAAAGAGAGAACUUAUUCUGAGAAUAGUCAAGAUUCUUGGAGUCGAGAAGGCACUUCAGAUAUGGAAGCAAACAGAGGAGAUUGAAAAUGAUGGUGGAAUGAUGAUAGCGAACCAAUCAAGGCGGCGAUCACCGGGUGGGGUAUUUAUCCAGCUGAUGAAGACAGAUCCAGACAUCUCCAAAGAAACCAUCAAGGACAUCUUCGCAGAAGAGAAGAAGAUCUUUGAAGCAGAGCGGAAAAAGAGGAGAAGGCACACCAGAAAGUCUGCAGCCUUCCACAAGGAUGGGGAUGAUCACCCUGGAAACAGGGAGGAAGAGAUGGAGGAAGCAGGAUUUGAGGGAGAUGGAGAGGCUGUUGGUGAAAUGGACAUGAGAGAUGAUAGAGUUCCGAAGUUAGAUGAUGAACCAUGUGUGAAUGAAAUGGAGCCAAUGCCGGAUGAACCAUCAAACCUUGAUCCUCUGGAUUGUGGAGUACCCUUGCCUCAGAAGGAGUGCAGUGAUAUCAAAGAGGACAAUGAUAAUAUGAUGUUCCCAAAGCUAGAUGACAUCCCACAGAGGAAUGAUGACUCUGAUCCAGAAGAUGGAGAAGUUUUAGAUGAUGAUUGAUUCAAGUAAGCUGAUGUUGUGCAUGCUUUCUGGUAUGCCUAUUUCCAACAGGUUUACAUUUGCUAUAUCAAUUUGUGACAUGGGUCCUGAAAUUGAUUAUUUUGAUUCAAAAAGAGAAGUACUUGUUAUUACAUUAUGAUUGAUUCAUGGAGAGCAAUUCAUUAAAUCAAUAUUGUUAUAAGUUACUGAAAUCUUUCCACCUGAUUGGAUGAAAUGAAAUGGAACAGUGAAAAUCAUGGACAAGAUACUUCAUGAAACUCUCCCCAGUGUGUCUAUGCAUUGCAUACUUUCCUUUAUGCCAUUUUCUAACAGGUGUAAUUACAUUUGUUGUAUCACGUUUGUGACAUGGGUCCAUAAGUUGGUUAUUUUUAUGCAAAAAGAAUUAUGAUUUUCAAGAUUUUAACAGAGAAAAUUGAUGAAUUAUAAGAAACACAUGUAAAAUGGAAUCAAAUGAUGAUCUUGUUUUGCCUUGCCUGGAUAGCAUAAGUGAGGUGGCCGCGACAUCAUCAACAUCAAAAUCCUAACUACAGUUAAAGUUUUUUAAAUGUCAUCACAACUUUGAGAGUAUUUAUGGGCCUAUUUCAUGGAACUUGGACAUCAGGGCAAUGAAGUGUCACUUAUUAUGUAGUAUGAAGAUCAGCUCACGUAAGGUCAAACGUCAUUGGGGUCAAUGAACAUAAACCAUGUUGUAUCACCAUUAUAAAUAUGUUUUCAAGAUAUUAAUUUGAAAGUAUUGGUCCCUAUUUCAUAAAACUUACAUGUAGAUGAGUAUGGUUAUGAAGUAUCCAAAAUAAAGUGACUACAUGUAUAGUAAGAUCAAACUUUACUUUUUUUGUAGUAUCAACAUCAAGAACUUAACCAAAGGUUAAAGAUUUUUAUACAUGUACCUCUACCUACCAAAGGUGGUUCCUGUAUUAAGCAUUAUGUUUUUGUGUCGUCCAUUAGUCCCGUUUUCGUGAUAACUAAGAACUUUUUGACAGAUCAACUUACAUGUAAAGCUUGGUCCACGAUGAUAAUCCAAUGAUGAAGGCGAGUCACAAGGUCAGAAGUCAAAGGUCAUAUUGGUUAUUAAUUUAAACGUUGAGAAUUAUAUGAAAAGUUUAUUCUUGAUCUGGCUAUGGCGUUGGCAUAUAAAUCUCCACUGUUUUCAACUGAGAAUCCAUCUAGUUCUAUUUCACAAUAACUGCAAGUCCCUAUUUUGUGAAAAUUUGAUAUAACUAAGGAUUUUAAAGUACUUAUCAGAAAUUUGACAAGUAUAAUUUUAUGUCACCAAGUCAAGGUCAGAUGUCAUUUCAGUUCAAUUGCUUUGAUGAUAAUUGAUGUAUUUUCUUCAAAUGUUAAUUUAAAGUUAUUCAAUCAAAUUUUAUAAAAAAAAUUGAGAUGGUCUGCAAAUGUCAGCAAUAAAUUAUUACCUUGCCAAGGUCAAAGUGAUUUGGAGGUAGAUGACAUCAUUUGCAGUGAAUGAAUUAUGAACUAAGUAGGUUUUGUUACAUUAAAAUAUAUAUACUUGUAGGCCUAUUAAAAAAAAAAAAAAGUCCUUAUUUUCAUAUUCCAUGGAGCUUGUUAAAAUUAAUCUUCAGGCCUUUGAUUUUAAUAGGGCAAGGCCACUUACUUAUAGGCAAAUUGCUUUACUUUAGUCCUAUUAAGAGGUACCAAUUAUUUUUAAGGCCAAUAAAGAGUGUUGAGACCAGUCAAUGUCACAAAAUCAAGACUGUGCUACAUGUAUGUUAAAUUCAAUGCAAGACUGUUAGGGACAUGCCACUUACAUGUAUCUAUUCAGUUGAAAUUCAGGCAAGCAAAUGUAAUCACUUUUAAAGUGAAAUAGAUUGCCCCAUCUAUGGUGUCAUGGAAACUGAUUUUAUUUUUAGUACAUGUUACAUCAUGAUACAUGUACGCAUUAUUCUAAAUAUAAUUGCUUCUUUUGUUCCAAAUGUAUUAAUUGAUUUGAGUUGAUGUUCUUGUAUUGUAAUUUCUAAGAAAACUGAUGCCAAACAGCAUUGAGGUACAUGUAGUUGGCUCCUGUGAGCCCUUGAUGUCAAUUAAUGCAUUUCAUAAUAAACUAAAAACAUUCAUUAUUAAAAAAAAUAUGAAAGGCUUUGUGGGAUGACCGUUCUUUCAAAAUACAACAUAAUAGAAAAUUGGAGUUUGGAAAUUCAAAGAAAUACAUGUAUUUCACUGAACAAUCAAUCCCAAGCAAAGGGAAGAUAAAGUGUUAAAUAUUAUGUACAACCAAUUGUGAGAUUCCAGAAAAAAACAAGAGUGAGGUUUAUAAUCAUUUUGAAAGAGAACUUUGUGAUUGAUAUUCAGUACACUAUGAUCAACCCUCCCCUCUCAAGAUUAACACAGAAGAGUGACAUCACGAUAAUGUACACAACUUGCAUACAUUUAGGAAAUGCACCAGUUGCCUGACAGAUUCUAUUUUCAAUGAUAUGAUAUUUGUAAAGUGUGUCCCAGUGAAAAUAACCCCCCUGAAAGAGACCGGAUAUCAAUUUUAAAAUUAAUCGUUAUUUCAGCUUUUGUGUCAAGAUUUAGAAAGUCCAAUUAAUAUUAAGUUUUUUAUGGUUGUUUCAUUUGUUUUGUUUGUUCAGCAAUUGACACAUUUCAGCCCAUUCCAAGUUUGCUUCAUGACACAUGUCUGCACUAAAUUGAAAGUUAUUACAACCUGUCAAUUACUUUAAGUACUUUACAUCCCUCUAUUCUAUCUCCAACUUUUGGUUUAUAUUACAGAAAUCAACCAUGGGAAUUAGUGCAGCUUAGAAUUUCAUUAUCAAUGUCAAGAAACAGAAUUUUUGUUAAGAGAAACAAGAAGAAAUCUGAAGUUACACCAAGGUGAGCAAAUCAUUGGAACUUGAGAACAUGACAAGCUGGACUAUGAAAACCAAACCAUAGAUUGAACGCUCUGUACAAGUAAGGAUGACCAUGCAGUGGAACUUAACUUUGAUGAGUAUUCUUCUAAGAAGAAAAUUAAUUUGAAUUAGUAAUCAAGGAGGGAUAAAAUGCAGAAACUUAUUAUUGACAUAAAGUGAAGCAUGGAAUGAGUGAAUGUGUGUAGUGCACAAUGCUUUUUAACCAAUUUGGAAUGGGUUGAUGAUCACUGCUGUUACAGAAUAGCAUACAUUUGAGACCUUAUCAAUUUUUACCAGAACUACAAACAGAAUUGGGCUUUGCAAAUUAUGUAUUACAAAAUAAUUAAAUGAAAUCUUGAUUCCUGUUAA